Messenger RNA from Chironomus riparius, 1389 nucleotides. The record is from the annotation of a GenBank genome assembly. Lineage: Eukaryota; Metazoa; Arthropoda; Insecta; Diptera; Chironomidae.
AAAAUGGAAUGUGGAAAUGUCAGACUUGGCUAGAAAAACGGAGAAUCCUAUAAGGAGUAUUUGGGAAGGGUGUAAAAGCACUCCUAAUCCAUCAAAAAAAUUAAUAACACUGCAAAUUGGGGAUCCGACAAUAUUCAAAAAUUUUUUAGCUGCUCCAGAAGCCAAGGUAGCACUCAGAAAAGCACUUGAUCAUGACAACUUUUCAUACAUGUCUUGUGCUGGAUUAGAAACAUCUAGGGAAGCUGUUGCAGAGUAUGUGAAUAAGAACUAUAAAGGAUUAACAACUCAAGAUUUCCAACCGAUAACUUUUAAUGAUGUGAUUCUGACGAGUGGCUGUUCAAUGGCACUUGAAAUGUGUUUUCGAGUUCUCGCGAAUCCUGGAGAUAAUAUUUUGUUCCCGAAGCCUUGUAUGGGAUAUUCAACGUGGAUUGUGGGAUGUGGAGUUGAAGCACGGUAUUUUAAUUUGGAUCCAAAUAAGGAAUGGGAAGUUGAUCUUGAGCAUCUUGAGUCUAUGAUCAAUGACAAAACAAAAGCUAUUUUGAUCAACAAUCCUGGAAAUCCUUGCGGAAACGUGUACAGCAAAGAACAUCUGUUAAAUAUACUGAAUGUAGCUGAACGUCACAAAAUACCAAUAAUAGCGGAUGAAAUCUACGAGUUCUUUACAUUCCCUGGAGUUCAGUUCUAUCCACUAGCUGCAUUAUCUAAGAAUGUCCCUAUUUUAACAUGUUCUGGUAUUACUAAAAGAUUCAUUAUGCCUGCUUCAAGAAUGGGAUGGAUUAUUAUAAACGAUAGAAACCAUUUACUAGAUAGCGUAAGAAAAGGAUUGUUUAAUCUAGCAGGAAGAAACUUUGUACCAAACAGCACUUUAACAAGAGCACUGCCUGAAAUAUUGAGAGACACACCUCAAAAAUUCUUCGAUGACAAUUCAAAAGCCUUAUUUAAUCAUUCGUUAUCAGCAUUCAGCAUUUUAAAGACAUGUGAUGGAUUGACCCCCAUAAUGCCAAAAGGUGCAAUGUACUUAAUGGUUAAAAUUGAAUUGGAAAAGUUUCCAAAUAUCAAAAAUUGCCUUGAAUUCUCUAAAAUUCUUUUAAGUGAACAAAGUGUUUCCGUUUUUCCUGGAUUUCCGUGCUUCAACUUUCCUGGAUUUUUCAGAAUAGUGUUGACUGUUCCAGAAGAACUGAUUAUUGAGGCUUGUGGACGGAUCAAGAUGUUCUGUGAGAAGCACUACAAACAUGAUGGUGAUAAAUAUCUUAAAAGUGGCUAGUAUCUUACAAGCAAUCUGUAAACUCCACAUUUUGAUUAGUUUAAGAAAAUGAACUUGAGAAACGACAAAGAAUAAAUUGAAAAAUCAAUUUAAUGUCAAUAAAGAAGCAAUCCAUCAUUUCCUUU